This is a messenger RNA of Setaria italica (foxtail millet), 1349 nucleotides long. RefSeq lists its product as uncharacterized. The record is from RefSeq and is a predicted model, not a curated record. Lineage: Eukaryota; Viridiplantae; Streptophyta; Magnoliopsida; Poales; Poaceae. The coding region runs from base 49 to 690 and encodes 213 amino acids. The transcript has 5 exons.
UUCAAAUUUCAAAUUCCUUCUCCCACCCACGCGGAAGCCGGCAGAGCGAUGAGGAAGGCGAAAGCAGCCACCGCCGCCUCCAAGCCCAAGGCGAAGCCGAAGCCCAGGACCAGGGCCGCGCCCAAGGCGAAGCCCAGCCCCGCCUCCCUGCUCCCCGGCGGCUCCUCGCCGUCCGCCGGCGGCAGCGGCACGUCCUCCCCCGCGGCCGACCUCAGCUUCUUCUCGGACUCGCCCUCGCGCUCGCCGGCGAAGCCCAGGUCAAGGAGCUCCCCACUCGCCUCCCCCGCGGCCUCCCCUCUCGCCGCCCCCGCAGCCAUGUCCACCAUCGGCGACCUGAGGAGCCUCGCCGCGUCCCACCUCGACUCCCUCAAGCGCCGCCUCGACGCGCUCCACGGCGACUCCGUCCGGGACCUCGAGGCAUCCCACUCCCGCCUCUCCAAGCGCGUCAAGAUGCAGACGCAUGGUUGCCUGCAGCUGGCGGAGGAGGCGGACAAGGAGCACAAGAAGGUGGCUGACAAGAUCACCGAGCGCACCGAGGUGGUGAAGAACUCAUACAAGAAGUUCGUGGCUGAGGUGCAGGCAUCUACAUCUCGUGUGUGCAAGGUGACUGUCACGGAGAUAGCAAAGUCGGCGGAGAGGGCUAUUGAUGGCUUGCGCAGUCGCUACAACAUCUCAGCUACACCCGCUUAGUCAGCAGUUCAGGCUUAUGUUCAUACGCUCACCAAGUAGGCAUUGCGCCAUUGUCUGCAUCAACAGGGCUCAGCUGUUGAAUUUUUCAGCAUCACUAGGAGGGGCAUGUACAUUUGUAAAUAACAGUUGCACGCACAUCAUAUAGUUCUUAUGCUACUGUAUCACUUUCAGAUAUGUCAAAAAAUCGAUACUUGGGCUUCCGAUCCCCGGAACUUUCUUCUUCUGCUUCGUUACGUUUCUUGUGCAUCCUGUAAGAUGCUAUUUUUGGGUGUAGCUCCUGGGAUGUGAACCUUGAAGGGUUGAAUUUAGUCCGUAAUACAAGUCGUCGUCUGAAGAAUGUCCAUCAACCGCUGAUCUAAGUGGGAUGGGGCCAUCUUCUGCUAAGGUGUUUGGGUUCCCAUUGUUUUGUCUGUAAGUGCUGCUACAAUGCGAUGAACCUUUUGAUCUAUGGUUAGGACAACCUUGGAAGAAACAUCUACAGAUCAUACCAAACUUGCUAGAUUGGUUUGGGAGAUGCUGGAAGUGUUCGAUGAGUAUUGGUAAAAUUCAUGUGUGGUUAUCAGUUCCUGCUGUUGAUCCCAGAUUCAAACAUAUACCCGUUUUGAGUUUCAUCUAUGAGACUAUGACAAGCCUUUUAUAAUUAUUGAUUUUCUAGCAAA